AUUUCACACGAAAAACACAUAUCUUGUUUAAUUAUUGUGACUCCUAGUGUAUUUACGAAGUGCUUUUACUUUAUUUUUUGUUUUAUUAAUGUGGAACGGUUUUUAUCCAGCCUGAACUAACCCCACUGACUAGCUUCGAUGUUGUCAGUUUUCUUCCGGUAGUAUUGAACGUUGAUCUAGCGGUGAUUUUAGCAGUCCUGUGAAGGGUAAUUUUAGCGAUCUGACCAUGAGACGGAGCCCAAGGAGACCCCUGAUUCUGAAAAGAAGAAAACUUCCAUUUCUGCAAAAUGAACCAACUCAGGCUGACAAGCAAACUCAGCACGGUGCAGCAGGGUCUGGGGAGCCGAUUAAACCAGCAGCCAGCCAGUGCCUCCCAGGCAUCCCCAUCAUGAAUCACCCCUCCAUGUCUGACACUCAGGUGGUUGUCAUCCCUAAAGAGGCAGAUCUGCAAAGCAUCAUCGGUGUGCUCACUGCAAAGGGCAAAGAGAGUGGCGUCCAAGGCCCAAACAAGUUCAUCCUUCUCAGCGAGAGUGGCAGCAGGGGCAAUGGAUCUUUCUGCCAGGCUGCUGUCAAAGAGGAGUCAUCUCCUGCAGGAAGUACUGCUGCACAACCAGUGAAGUCAGAUACUAUCCACAAUAUGCCAGAUGCUAAACCUCUCACUGGAAAUCAGUCAAGUGCAAGUUGCAGUCCUCUAGAUGACAGCCUCACCAAUAUCCAGUGGCUGGGAAAAAUGAAUACCAGUGCUUUGGAGCCACAGCUUGCAAAUCAGACAACUGACAAGGAGAAGAAGCUUCAGGCACCACAGAUUUUACAGACCCACAGUACAAAUUCCAACCCAGAAGGUUCCCAUCAGCCCACGUUACAGAGACCGCCGUACUCCUACACGGCCAUGAUCCAGUUCGCCAUCAACAGCAGGAAGAACAGAGGCAUGACGCUGAAAGAAAUUUACACAUGGAUCGAGGACCAUUUCCCUUAUUACCGAGAAGUGGCCAAACCAGGAUGGAAGAAUUCAAUCCGCCACAAUCUUUCUCUGCACGACAUGUUCAUCCGCGAGCGGUCGCCAGAUGGUAAAACCUCUUUCUGGACAAUUCGACCAGAUAUCAAUCGAUGCCUGACCCUUGAUCAGGUUUACAGGCCUUGUUGCGAUCCGGGGACCGUUUCUUCUCCUGUGUCGUUGCUUCCGUGUCCCCACCAACAUGAAAAGAAGAAUAUAUCUGCCGUAAGAAAAGCACCAGCUUCUACUGAGAGGAGGAUGAAACCGCUGCUGCCCCGCAAAGACUCUUACUUGGUUCCUAUCCAGCUGCCCAUUGCCUCCUCUGCUUAUCUGCCGUCCUUGUCUGGUUCUUAUUGCCCAUCUGGCUCCAAGCACAAACAAAAUGCUUCACGCGGGACCAAGAGAGUCCGCAUUGCCCCCAAGGUGACGGAGGGCGACAGUCCAGCCGUGGCUCUGGCUCCUCAGGUCGACCUGAAGGUGGAACCUGUAAAUGUUCCGACAAAACGUGAGACACGUAAACCUCCUCCGAAGAGGCAGUCCAGCAGCUCCCGCCGUAAGCAGAGCCUGGUGAACUCUCUGCAGGACGAGCCCAUCCUCCUCUGCCCCGACAACAGCUUCUUUGACUCUGGCGUCGCCUCGGACGUGUCCACCUCCCAGGACGUGAGAGAAGCAAACAGCACCGAGCAGCAGCAGCACUUCCAGGGCAGCCCCGAGCGGGAACUCUACUUCAAGACGCCCAUAAAGAGUCACAGCCACUUGAGCUCCUCCACGCCGAGCAAGCCACCGCCCAACGUCACACUUGAACCCUGGAAGGUGACGCCCGUCGGCAAAGACGGCCAAAGCGUCCUGGACUUCAGUCCUAUCCGCACGCCGGGCGGUCCCGUUGUCACGCCCCGACAGGAGUACACCACCUUCAGCUUCAACAGCACUCCCUUCAAGGAGCUGCCGCUGUUCAGCUCCCCCCGGGAGCUGCUCACCCCGGCCCCCUGCAGAGCCCCGCCUACGGAUUCCCCCACCGAGACGCAGCUGGCGGACGCGCCCGCCGCUUCGCCGUCCAACCGCUCCAUCACGGAGGGCCUCAUCCUGGACACCAUGAAUGACAGCCUGAGCAAGAUUCUGGUGGACAUCAGCUUCUCCGCGCUGGACGACGAAGACCUGGGCAUCGCCAACAUCAGCCUGUCCGAGUUCCUCGGUCAGUUCAUGUAGCCCGAAGGCCAAAACGCUAGAAAUCCGUUGUUGAACACUAAAGCACACACGCACCGACUCAGCAAAACAGACGUAUUUCUCAUCUGCUCAUGAUCCACCUGUUGUGUGUUUUUGAUGGUUAUUGCUGGAGGUGUGUGAUCAAUCUCAGUUUGUGGUUAGUUUGAUUUCUGUCUGAAUAUAAUUUAUUAAUUUCACUCCAGUACAAAUAACAAAGCAGGGUAUUCAGAAGGCUUCACCAAGGUCUCACGUGGUGCUUUAAUUGGCAAAGAGACUGCACUCAUUCAUCUUCCACUUUGUAUUUGCCUGUUAUUUUUUAUUUUUUUGUAACUUUCUCAUGUUUGCACUUGCUUUUUACUGUUCUGUGUGUCAGAUUCUUCUCUUGCGUGUGGCCCUGCUCUUUUGUAUUGCCUUUUAGCCGCUCUGCAUCGCUGUCACUUACAGGAGCUGCAUGAGAAGAGAAAUAUUUAAGUGUAUACAUAUGUUGAUUUGCACAUUAUAAUAUAUGACUUGCAGUUGUACAAUAGAUUAUUUGAUCACUUGGUAAACUCUGUUGUUGGGUUCCAAAGUCUUACCAGCAAUAAAAAAAAACAAAAGUAUUACAAGUAGCACUAACAGCAAUAGGAUUGUCUGAUUGUAGAACUGUUGUCAGAAAUCUUCACUGUAAUUAUUGGAUGUGCCGUUGUCAACUGAAGGGCAUUUUAUCUGAACAUAGGAAUUUUUGUGAACUUAUCUCUUAAGGCAGAAAAUACAGAAUAUUUAGUAUGUGUCUUCAGUAAGAAAGACUAUUUGCAGUAUCAUCUUUGAGGUUGAGGCGUGACCUAUUUCUGUACCACUGAAUAAUGUGUGUUUUUAAGAACAGGUCCUUGAGUUGUCUCAGCUUUUUAAUCUCAGCACUAUGAAUCCAUCUGUUUAUGAAGAGAGGUUGUUUUCUGAAGUAAGACUACAAUAAAUUCCUUAGAUCCUCAU
Molecule: messenger RNA, 3166 nt
Organism: Poecilia latipinna (sailfin molly)
Lineage: Eukaryota; Metazoa; Chordata; Actinopteri; Cyprinodontiformes; Poeciliidae
Gene: foxm1
Product: forkhead box M1
Exons: 9
Coding region: 227-2200 (657 amino acids)
Biological process (GO): G2/M transition of mitotic cell cycle; regulation of cell population proliferation; regulation of transcription by RNA polymerase II
Cellular component (GO): nucleus
Molecular function (GO): RNA polymerase II transcription regulatory region sequence-specific DNA binding; DNA-binding transcription factor activity
Source: RefSeq, a predicted model, not a curated record